This is a messenger RNA of Trichomycterus rosablanca, 726 nucleotides long. It is a transcript of the gene cldn18, whose product is annotated as claudin 18. Gene Ontology annotation, biological process: cell adhesion; bicellular tight junction assembly. Gene Ontology annotation, molecular function: structural molecule activity. The transcript has 5 exons. Lineage: Eukaryota; Metazoa; Chordata; Actinopteri; Siluriformes; Trichomycteridae. Bases 1 to 726 code for a protein of 241 amino acids. Gene Ontology annotation, cellular component: plasma membrane; bicellular tight junction. The record is from RefSeq and is a predicted model, not a curated record.
AUGGCUACCAGCGGGUUACAGACCGGCGGCUUCGUGUUAGGGCUCGUCGGGUUGGCCGCGACCAUCGCUGCCACCGUCAUGAACAACUGGAGCACCAAGGACCGUCAGGGCGAUGUGGUCACCUCUGUCUACACGUAUAAAGGCCUGUGGAAGGACUGUGAAGUGACCACAUCUGGAUUCACCGAGUGCCGCCCUCUCUACGGCCUUCUGGGAUACUCAGGUCAGUUCCAGGCCGUGAGGGCGCUGAUGGUGGUCGGCUCGGUCCUGGGCGUGGCUGCCGCCGUCAUCUCUUUGUUCUCGCUGAAAUGUUUGAAAAUAGGAAGCGCCGAGGAGUCGACCAAAGCCAAAAUGACGCUGACGGCCGGAAUCAUGUUUGCUAUAGCAGGGCUCUGUGGCAUCAUCGGAGCUUCUAUAUACGCCAACCAGAUCGUGGCCAGCUUCAGGAUGACCACCUACAACCCCAAUUACGGCGGGAUGAACCAGAUGGAGAUGGAAGGAAUGGGGAUGGGAGGAAUGUCCAUGGCUACCACGUACACGUUCGGACCCGCCCUAUUCGUGGCCUGGAUCGGAGGGGGCGUCCUGCUGAUAGGAGGAGUUUUGAAGUGUGUGGCGUUCAGAGGGAUGCAGGCCCAGAGCACACCGAACUAUAAGGCGGUGAUGUAUAAAGUACCAGCUCAGUCCAGAGCAGCGGAUGGGAGCAGUGAGAGAGAACAGAAAUACGUCUGA